Dalotia coriaria is the source of this 4970-nucleotide messenger RNA. It is a transcript of the gene pins, whose product is annotated as G-protein-signaling modulator pins. The coding region runs from base 96 to 2051 and encodes 651 amino acids. Gene Ontology annotation, cellular component: cell cortex. The transcript is spliced from 10 exons. Lineage: Eukaryota; Metazoa; Arthropoda; Insecta; Coleoptera; Staphylinidae. Gene Ontology annotation, molecular function: GDP-dissociation inhibitor activity; G-protein alpha-subunit binding. Gene Ontology annotation, biological process: establishment of mitotic spindle orientation. The record is from RefSeq and is a predicted model, not a curated record.
UAAGUACAAUCAGAAGUAAUGAACACGUAGUAGGUAAAACGUUCUUGUGGAUUGAGUGAGAAAUUAAUGUUUGAUUCCUAAAUUCGUCGAUAAUAAUGUCGCUGAGUGCAAGUGCUGAAAAUCUAUCCACUGACUCCCAGGGUUACGAUGGAACCACCAACAUGUGUCUUGAGUUGGCUCUUGAGGGUGAAAGGCUCUGCAAGGCAGGAGAUUGCAGAGCUGGUGUGGCAUUCUUCCAAGCUGCAAUACAAGCAGGCACUGAUGAUUUACGUACUUUGAGUGCUAUUUACAGUCAACUAGGAAAUGCAUAUUUUUACCUGGGAGAUUAUUCCAGAGCAAUGCAGUAUCAUACACAUGAUCUAACAUUAGCCAGAACCAUGGGAGAUAAAUUGGGAGAAGCAAAAUCUUCAGGCAAUCUGGGCAACACAUUGAAAGUAAUGGGAAAGUUUGAUGAAGCAGUUAUUUACUGCAAAAUUCAUUUAGAUUUGUCUAAAGAAUUGAAGGAUCAGCUUAGUGAAGGACGUGCAUUGUAUAAUCUGGGUAAUGUAUAUCAUGCAAAGGGAAAGCAUAUAGGUAGAGUUGGCCAAAAUGAUCCUGGUGAAUUCUCAGAUGAUGUUAAGCUUUGUUUGCAACAAGCAGUUUCAUAUUAUGAGGAAAACCUGACAUUAAUGCAAGAAUUGGGAGAUGUAGCUGCUCAGGGUCGCGCGUGUGGUAACCUCGGAAACACCUAUUACUUGCUCGGUGAUUUUGAACAAGCAAUAAAAUACCACGAGGAGCGAUUAUCAAUCGCAAGACAGUUUGGCGAUCGGGCGGCGGAACGUCGCGCACACAGUAAUCUUGGAAAUUCUCAUAUCUUUAUGGGACAGUUUACCGAAGCGGCACACCAUUAUAAGAGGACAUUAGUUUUGGCACAGGAGUUGGGUGAUCGUGCUGUUGAGGCACAAGCUUGCUACAGUUUAGGAAACACUUACACGCUUUUGCGUGACUAUUCUACCGCCAUCGAAUAUCAUUUAAGACACUUGUUAAUCGCGCAACAUUUGGGUGAUCGAAUAGGUGAAGGGCGAGCAUGCUGGUCGCUUGGAAACGCACACGCUGCAUUAUCACAUCACGAAAAAGCCCUCGAGUAUGCGUUGAAGCAUUUGGAAAUUAGCAAAGAACUGGUCGAUCCGAUGGGUGAAGCGACGGCGAAAAUGAACAUCUCCGAUUUGAAGAAAGUUUUAAAAUUGCCGGAGUCGCCUGAUUCGGAUACCAGCUCAACAUCCAGCAGUGCAAGUGCGAAACAUUCCAAGACUGAGUCCUCACAUUCAAUCAACAAGCUAAGGGUGAGACGCGAAAGCAUGGAACAGCUUGAUUUAAUUAAGAUGACACCGGACGGAAAGCAACGUGGUUUAAGCGUUUUGCAAAAUAGCACUGUAGAUAAAAACUCUGUGGCAGGGAAGCAGGGUGAUGAUGAAGAUUCGUUCUUCGAUUUAUUAUCGCGUUUUCAGUCGAAGCGCAUGGAUGAUCAGCGCUGCGUGUUGACGGUUGAUAAUAAAGAAAACGCGAACCCUUCGACACGAUCCAAGACUAAUGUGCAAAAUGCACAGAAUGUACACAACCAACAAAACGUGCAACCACCAAAAGAUGGACCCGGCGACUUAUUGGAUAUGAUUGUUGGUAUGCAAAGCAAACGUAUGGAUGAGCAGCGUGCUGCAUUACCAAUAUUACCUGGACUACAAAUUGGCUCUUUACAACAACUAGCUGAGUCCAGAAGUAAUAGCAUACCAGAUGACAACUUUUUGGAGCAACUUGCUCGUUGUCAGAGUUCGCGCUUGGAUGAUCAGAGAUCUCAGUUACCUUCGGCUCCUAUGGUCGAUGCAGAAUCGGAGGCGCCACCACCAGCUGCCAGUCGUGGUGCAACCGUACCAGACGAGGACUUUUUCUCGUUGAUCAUGCGAUUCCAAUCAUCUGGACGCAUGGACGAUCAACGUGCAGCGGUUCCACGUUCCAAUCAUGGUGUUGCAAAUGGGACCAUACCGAAAAAUGGCAACGUGCGUAACAACAACCAUUAAUUUUCGUUCUAAGUGUAAGUUUUGAAAACAUGUUAGCUUUUCCAUGGUGUUGCUGCAGAGGAUUAAGCUUUAAUUUGUAUGUCGCCCAUUGUAAGACAUUUCAAAAACAUGUAAAGCUAUUUUGCUUUGCAAAAGUUGAUUUUUUGGCAAGAUAGUCUUCCAAAUCAUUUUAUUUAAUUGAUCGUAUUUUAAAUAACCAUUCUUAAAUAAGUAUGUGUCAGUAUUAUAUAUAUUAUUAAUCACAAUGUUAUAAAAAAAUCAUUAAGGCAUAUGGUAAAAUCAUUACUUUAUGGACUGCCAAAGUAUAUAGAUAAGGAGCCACUGUUAUAACAAUUGUAGAAGAAUGUAGUUUUAUCAAAAAGAUGCCAAACAGAUAGGAAGUGUAGUUUUCCAGAACAAUAGCAUAUGCCUCAAAAUACGUAACGUCCUAGGGAACGCUUGAAACUCAUUUUAAAAUAUAACUUACAAACAAAAUGAUAUAUAUGUAGAUGUUGAAACAAAUAAUUAGGUAUUAGGGGAGUGAGGGAGUCUUUGUUAAAAUGUUAUUGAAACCAUCCAAGUUUUGCAAUAUAAUUCUUCAAGUAGAAUUAAGUAAUUGCUGUAUGUGCUCUCUAUUUGAAAUGUAUCUAGAUAUCUGAUUGUUAUCUUAUUCGACUUAAGUUUGAAGCAGGGUACAUUCUUACUGCUGUUUAAGCAGUACUUCAGUGAUUAACUAAACAUAUAAACAUUCAUCUUCAACUAUUGCUGCCCGAUGUUCGCGUCUUGAUCACGGCCUAUACUAUAUCUAACGUAAAAUCAUUUAUCAUUACUAUUAUCAUGUCAUCGAAUGAGUUGGACAAAUUGUUAUAUUGUGGCAACUUGCAUUUAUCUAAGGGUUGAAGUUGCCAGCACUGAUUAUAGAGUAGAAUGAGGUAAGCUUACACACAUAAAUCCGUUGACCAUGGCAAACUUUUAACAUUGUUAAGCUACUGUUUAUUCGCUGCAUUUAUAUAAUUAAUUGACUGAUAAGCGAUGGUAUCCAUAAAUGUUUAUGAACAAGAAACCGACAAAUUGAUAUUAUUCUAUUAAACGUAUGGUUAUCCAAAGAUUUGUGACUGAUUUUGAAGUCUCGUCUGAUUAAUAGACUAGGUUUUAACACAAUUUUAUCUUAUUAAUCUUUACUGUUGCUGUUAGCUCCAAAGGGAAAGUUUGGGAACAGAAAUAUAUAAUUACCUUAUAAUGAACCCACUUAAAAUAAUUUGGAACAAUAGCUAGGUUUUAGUUAAGAACAAUAAUGAUACUUACAUUAAUAUAACCAUUCUUUUAUCAUUAAUCACUAUUUUCAUAUAUUAUUUUACAAGUUUAUUAUAAAUAUAUUUUGUUAAAUCCAGGUAUACCUAAAUAUGCAAAUAUUAAAAAGUUGCAAAGAUGUGUAUUGUACAUUUUUUUAGUAAUUUUUAUCAUAUAUUAUUGAAUUAGCAAACUAUUCAUAUCUUUUUAAUUUUCACAUACUGAUAAUAACCACAAUGUUGCAUUUGUGUUAUAAUGUAUUAUAGUGUUUUAUUCUCACAAAAAUUUGAUUUUUUUAAAACACGAAACGAUCGAUUUUCUUGAAAUUUUAAUAUAAUAAACUGUCAGUCGUUACAGAUCCAUUUUUCUUUAAUUUAAAAACUAAAAAUACUGAAAGAGAGUUAAAAAGAGAAAAAUCAUGGAAGCUUUCCUCAGUGAAUGCCAAAACACAAAAAAAUUAAAUAAUCGCAAAUGUACAAGUCAAAAAGAUUUAGCAUGGAAUGCCUUUAUUAUUCUUAUGCAGGGAACUUGUCCUUCUAGUCGCAAUAAGACAUUUCAUUUCAGUGGAAACAAAUUACACCAGGUAAGUUAGGAUUUUUUUGCUAGUUAAUGUUGUACCAUCAAUGCAGUACACCAUACACACAUAGUAUGAUGCACUGGCGGUGCGUACGUAACUUUUGUCAAUUUUUUAAAUUAUAAAAACAAAGGUACUGGUAAGAUGGCCAUGUAACAACAAAAAUCUAGUAAAAAAACGGUUUCAAGAAAUUAAUCUAUGCUUCCAUACGAUACUACAUAUUUUGAAUUGCUCUCACAUCGAAUUCUCGUGGAGCUCCGUCAUGGUGGGAGCAAAUGAGGUUCCGUGUUGGCCACAUGCGCAGUGAAUAUUUGUCGCGUUGUCGGCUUUUUGUUCCCCAGUACGACCAACCAGCAACUGCCAUUAUCCACAUUCACAUUCACCGUAAACAAGCCAGCGAAGCUAGCAAGCGCGCUAUUCGUUUGACACACUAAUCGUGUAGAAACGUGUCAAACAUUCUGUUUUGAUUUUCUUAAUUUGGUCGAUUGUUUUAACUUAAACACCAGUAAACCAUGGCUCCCGUGCAAAGGAUGCGUUUCGCCAACGAGAAAGCGAUGAAGAACGUCCUCAACCGAGGCAACGUACCCAAAACAGUCAAAUCUGAAAAAGAAUCAUAUCCAGUUGGACCAUGGCUGUUGGCACUCUUCAUCUUCGUUGUGUGUGGUUCUGCAGUGUUCCAAAUAAUCCAGUCUAUUAGAAUGGCAUAACAACCCUCCACAAUGAAAUGAUGAUGAAGUUCCACCAUGUGUAUGAAUAUUCUCCUAAGCUAUGAUAAUUUACAAAUAAUAUGCUCAUCCACUUAAUGUUUUAUACAAUGUGUGCAUGUUACCCUACAUGGUGUUGUGGACAAUUGCAAUACUGAGAUUAUGAAUCAAUUAAUUUGCUUUUAAAACCUAUAUCAACUUUGGGAGGCAAAAGAAAAUCUGAACAAAAUUGACAAUUGCAUUUCAAUAUGAAACUAAAUAAAUUUAAAGAAGAGUUUGGAAAGCUGCAUUCCCUGAUUUAUUUAAAAAUAUGUAAAGAAAUAUAAGUUUAAAUAUAUAUAAUUUAAAUAAAAUUAUAUUUUACCAUCUAGA